Messenger RNA from Schistosoma bovis, 1701 nucleotides. The record is from the annotation of a GenBank genome assembly. NCBI's taxonomy places the organism in Eukaryota, Metazoa, Platyhelminthes, Trematoda, Strigeidida, Schistosomatidae.
AUGUUGAGUUCUGAAAGAAAAAUUGCUAUCAAGCUGGUUCUUCUUACCAUGUUUACUCAAUCAUUCUGGUCUGGAUUUCAAUUUCUCACGAACCAGUUUAUAUAUUAUAGGUUUCUAAAGGACGCAGGUCUACCCUACGAACCGUCUCCACAAAACAAAUCCAUUCCUGAUCAGGACAAAGAAUUGAAAGAUGAAGUUCAAAAAAGGACUGCACAUUUACUCCCCUUAUUGAGUGCUUCAUUAUUAAUUCCUGGACUUUUGUCGUCGUUUAUGAUCAGUUCACUUUCUGAUCAUUAUGGUCGACGUGUAGCGAUGGGAGUUUUGUUUGGUGGUUUAACUUCAAACAUAAUCGUUUCAUCGCUUGUGAUUUUACUUGAACUGAAUUUAUACUUAUUAGUUCUGGGAAAUUUAACGUGUGGUUUUCUUGGCGGAGGCUUGCUUACAUUUUCAGGUCAAAUUUCAGUUUGCUUUGCUGAUAUUACUAAGAUUCCUGAUGAAAAAGAGCCAUUAUUAGAUAACUCUAAAUGUCAACAAGCUUCAUUGGAACGUCGACGACUUUCGUAUAUGGGAAUUUACGAUGGUGUUUGUGUUUUAGCAAGUGCCGCAGUGGUGUCAGUUACAGGUGUUCUUAUUGACCACUAUAGUUUCAUUACAACUUGUUUGAUAAUGUUAUUUCUUUGUUUAAUAUCGGUGGGAAUGUUAUGGUGUUUACCAGAAACACAAUCUUUCAAUAUACAAACAGCUGAUAUCUCUUUUAAUAAUAAUUUCAAUAGUAAUAUCUCUGUGUGUAAUACAGAAUUUUAUUCAUCUAAUCAGUCAGAAUCAUAUAAGAAAAACUGGCUUUUGAAGUCAACCGAGAUGAUUAAUCUAGUUCGAAAUGCCAAUAUUAUCACAGUUUUAGUCUUAACAGUUUUGUUCUUGACAACAUUGACUACAUAUAAUGAAGGUCAAUAUACAUUUUUAUAUUUAAUGGGACCUCCAUUCAAUUGGUCUGUUGAUCAAUAUGGUUAUUUUAGUGGAUUAAAUUCUACUCUUCUGGGUUUAUUGUCGUUUGGAUUAACUUGGAUUACUACUCAUUGGAUGAAAGUUGUUAAACGGCAUCGGAUAUCUGAAGCAUCAGAACCUUUACUUACUAAUCAAUCAGUUUCCGGGUACAAUUCUAUUCAUGAAGUUGAUUCAGUUGAUCAUAAUAAUAACAGUAUUAGUAGUAGUUCAUUGAAUAUAAUUAUUCAAAAUGAAGUAUUGCGAGCACGUCGACGCAUGAUAAAGUAUGUAAUAUGUGGAAUGAUUGCAAUUGUAAUUAGUAAAUUGCUUAUGGGAUUAGCAUUUUUGUUUCCUUCACCUGGCCAUAAUAUUGCCGUAUUUGUUAGUCUAUUUGUAUCUAUCUUUCGAUCAGCUGUCGUACCGGUGCUCAAAUCAUUCACAUCAUCUCUAUAUACUUCCAAACUUCAAAGCAGCUUAUUUUCUGUGAUUGCACUAUCUGAAUACUUGAGUCUUCUUAUUGGUAUUGGUAGUUUACCGUAUAUUUAUGCAGCGACGGUAACAUUUUGUUCUGGUGCAGUGUUUUUUGUCUCAUCAGGAUUAGCUUUAGUUGCUUUUAUUCUACUUUUAUACAUUUCACGUUAUACUAAAAAAGAAAUAAAGAAUACUGAUUUCAAUCAAUCGAAUAUUAUCGAAAUAGUAGAUACUGUUAAUACUUAG